This is a messenger RNA of Eufriesea mexicana, 1397 nucleotides long. RefSeq names its product bifunctional arginine demethylase and lysyl-hydroxylase PSR (gene PSR). Gene Ontology annotation, biological process: phagocytosis. Gene Ontology annotation, cellular component: cytoplasm; nucleus. Lineage: Eukaryota; Metazoa; Arthropoda; Insecta; Hymenoptera; Apidae. The coding region runs from base 267 to 1304 and encodes 345 amino acids. The record is from RefSeq and is a predicted model, not a curated record. Gene Ontology annotation, molecular function: histone H4R3 demethylase activity; P-TEFb complex binding. The transcript has 7 exons.
ACGGAUGAAUUGAAAUUAGAUCAUCGUGCGAAAAAGAGGAUCAAAGAGGUUAAAAGGAAAGCUAGACCAGUAUGACUAGAAGUAAUUGAGACAACGUUUGUCUUCUUGUGACGCUCGUCGUUAUAAACAGAAUUUGGAUAUGUGAUACAAGACCGAUCUUUGCCGACCUUGGAUGAUGUAACUCCAAAUUUACUGAAAAACUUGGUGAUAAGGCAGCUUGGAUCCAACAUGGUUACAGUAAAAAAUUUGAAUCCUUUUGGAAUUUUAUGGACAAUGUGGAUCGUAUUGAUGAAUCCAUAGUAUCUACAGAAGAAUUUAUAGAAAAAUAUGAAAAACCUUACAAGCCUGUGAUAAUACAAGGUGUUCAAAAUGGUUGGAAAGCCCAAUAUAAAUGGACUAUAGAGAGAUUAGUAAAGAAAUACAGAAAUCAAAAAUUUAAAUGUGGUGAAGACAAUGAAGGAUAUAGUGUAAAAAUGAAAAUGAAAUAUUAUGUACGCUAUAUGCUUAAUAAUGAAGAUGAUUCGCCCCUGUAUAUCUUUGAUAGUUCCUUUGGUGAACAUCCUAGGCGAAAAAAAUUAUUAGAAGAUUAUGUUAUUCCUAAAUAUUUCCGAGAUGAUCUUUUCCAAUAUGCUGGUGAACAUCGAAGACCACCAUAUCGCUGGUUCGUUAUGGGACCUGCAAGGUCUGGUACAGGCAUACACAUAGAUCCAUUAGGAACCAGUGCCUGGAAUGCACUGAUUUCUGGACAUAAACGAUGGUGUCUAUUUCCUACGCACACACCUCGAGAACUUCUUAAAGUAUCUGCAGCUGAAGGUGGUAAACAGAGAGAUGAAGCUAUUACAUGGUUUUCCAUUAUUUAUCCCCGUACAAAAUUGCCUACCUGGCCACAAGAUUGUUUACCUAUAGAGAUUUUACAAAAUCCUGGUGAAACUGUUUUUGUUCCUGGUGGUUGGUGGCAUGUUGUUUUAAAUCUUGAUGAAACUAUAGCAGUUACGCAAAAUUUCUGUUCUCGUACAAAUUUCCCAGUAGUGUGGCAUAAAACGGUGCGAGGGAGACCAAAAUUAUCACGUAAAUGGUUAAAAGUACUCAGGGAUAAAGAACCAGAAUUAGCAACACUUGCUGAAACUAUAGAUGUAAAAGAAGAUACUGGUGUUGCCAGUGAUUCUUCUAGUGGUUCUUCAAGUAGUUCUUCAAGUAGUAGUAGUAGUAGUCAAUCAGAAGAUAGUGCAGAUGACAGUGGUCAAGAAUCAUUGACAACACAUAAAAAGAAGAAGAGAAGAAAACUAAAUAACAGCCAACCCUGACAAUAUCAAGCAUUUGGGACCUACAGAGACCUCAGACUGUACAGUAUUAAUCAACAAUUAUUGUUUGUACUAAGAGUAAAUAUUGUAAUUAUU